Ramularia collo-cygni is the source of this 585-nucleotide messenger RNA. RefSeq lists its product as uncharacterized. The coding region runs from base 1 to 585 and encodes 194 amino acids. The transcript has 2 exons. Lineage: Eukaryota; Fungi; Ascomycota; Dothideomycetes; Mycosphaerellales; Mycosphaerellaceae. The record is from RefSeq and is a predicted model, not a curated record.
AUGUCCACCACAGCGCUCGACAAGUUCGAUCGGAGUAAGAGCAACGCUCCCUACGAUCCCGGCGAAAUCCGCAUUUGGUACGACAAUCGCACCUACGCCUCCCACGAAGACCAACUCCCUCGCUAUCAACGCACCUAUCUCGCCGGAUUGGCCCGGAUGGGUUGGACUUCCCUUCAAGGCGUCAAGGAUCUCGAGCCUGGAAAGUUGCGAUUGAUAUGGUAUACUCACACCGGCUCCCCCGGCUCCCGAGACUUUCCCCUCCACAAAUCCCUCGCCGUCAAGGAAAUGUUCGAUUCCCUCUCCGAUUCGGGUUUCCGACCCUGUCUGCUGGGAUGGAGUGGUGAGAAUCCCUUUCCCAUGCUCGGCGGCGUCCUUCCCGAGCCACCGAAGAAGCCCAAGGAGCCCAAAGUCGCCAAGACGUGGAGUAAUGCCGUCGCUGGUCAUUCCGCCGCUGGGGGUGAGACGCCGCAUGAUCGUGUCAUGGCCAUUAUUCGUCAUGAUGAGGAGCGCGAGGCCAAGUUGAGGGAGUUGCAGGUGCGGGAGUGGGGGGAGAAGGGGAUGGGGGAGAAGGAUAGUUUGGUGUGA